This is a messenger RNA of Penicillium manginii, 1938 nucleotides long. RefSeq lists its product as uncharacterized. The record is from RefSeq and is a predicted model, not a curated record. The coding region runs from base 1 to 1938 and encodes 645 amino acids. The transcript has a single exon. Lineage: Eukaryota; Fungi; Ascomycota; Eurotiomycetes; Eurotiales; Aspergillaceae.
AUGGACAUGGACAGAGGCGGCCAAGUAGAGCCCAGCGGCGGAGUACCCCAGCGAUUCAGCGAUGACCUCUCGCAGUCCUCGCCCGCGGAAUCCCCUAAUCGUGCUCUGGUGGCCACGGACACGUUGGACCGAAAUCGAGAGCGAUUAAAAUCAUUACAAGACGAAUGGGACCAGUUUCUGUUAGAUGGUUCGGAACUGGGCCAUGGGUCCCUCCCUGACAACGAAGCCUUGCUACUCGACCAGAGCCGGCGACUUCACGCGGCGUGGAGCAAAUUCCGCCACAAUCUCCCCAAAGACCAGCAGAUAAAACUCGGGGACCAUGAAAGGCCAGAUAUCAAGUUUCUUGUGGCCGCAGUAAAAAAGGCAUCCGCGACAUGGCAGUCGGGUCGAGAGGAAAGCACAAUGGGCAAGGUCAAAUCCAAAUUCCACAGCUUAUGUGAGACCUGCCAUAAACAUAGUUCGCUGCUGGCAAUCAUUCCCAAGGAUGACAAGUAUGUUUCCUUGUUGACAGGGUCUCUCUCUGCCAUCGCUCAGGCUACUAUCAAUCACCGGAAUAUCGCCGAAGGAGUGGCUGAUACGCUCGACGACCUGUGUCAUAAUAUUGAUUUCUGGAACAGACAGAUGAUGAAGCAUGGAGAAAGCCCUACUCUUCGUCAAUAUAUCCAGGAAAUUUAUAUCGUCGUCUUUGAGUUCUUCACUGAGAUAUUCAACAAAUGGUCAAAGUCUGGCUGGAAACGCUUAAUCACCAGUUUCGAUGGGAGCGCAUUCGACCAGCUUUUCACAUCCAAGAGAAAUCUAAUUAUGAAAAUCGAACGCCGCAUGGAACGCGAUAUCGAGCUCGAUGAUGACCACCGCAAAAACUUGAGAAUGGACAGGAUCGAGGCAAUCUUGAGUCACUUACCGCUCCAAAUGGAGGAGAAGCAAAAAUUACUCUUCGGGGACUUCCAAAGAUUUCUAGAGCAACAAUCAUUCCGUCUAGAAGUACCCCAGCCGGCCUCAAACACAAGCAUGAUUGAAGGUACAGGAAAAGCGACCUCAUCUAAUCCUACCAGUGACAGUAAACCCUCGCCCCCAGAACCAGAAGCCAACCUAGCCCAACGAGCGCAUUACCGGUACAGCCGCACCGAGAUCCAGGCAGAACUGACAAUCUUCACAAGCCAGUGGAUGAAUCAGGUUGAUUACUUGAUUCAGGCCGUCAACGAGUCAUCUGUUCUCCAGCUAAAUAAGGAGGUGCAUCGUCGCCUAAUGACAUGGCUGCGAGGCCUCAACUCAACUCAUUUAUGGAUUCAUGGGCCUUACGACGUGUCACGACCCAGCCAAAAUUCCAUAACCACGUUGUCUCUAGCGGCACUGGCACGGACCAACAACAUCCCCUGUAUCUUCUACUUUUGCACGUUCACAGGCCAUCAUGAGUCUGGGGUGUCAAAGGGUGUCGAUCUAGGAUCACUCCUUGCCUCCAUUGUGAUGCAGCUUGUCCAAUUCAUCCCAGAUAAAGGCUUCACCGAGACGGAUUUAUCUCCUGCACGCUUUGGUGCCCUCGCGCGGGGCGCUUUGAGCGUGGUCGAGACACUCCAGCUGAUACGCGAUGUUCGGAAUGUCGGUCCGAGUUUAGUGUAUGGCUUCUUAGAUAACGUUCACGUCCUGGAGGAUCGGUCCGAUGAAGCCUAUACCCGCGACUUCUUGAAAACUAUCGCGACAUUGUGUAAGCUGGAUCGCGGGAGCCAGCUCCCUGAACAUGCUGUAACAACGAACGAUAACGAGGCAGUUCCGGGGACGAAGAUUUGUUUUACUACAGAAGGAUACGUGGAUAGUCUGGCACAGGCUGAAGAGCUGCAAUUGGUCGAUAGGGUUGAGUUUGAUAUUGAGAUAAAGGACCCCAUGGCAGUGGAGGUCGGUGAACAAGUUGUUUGGGAUGGUGAGGGCUGCAGGGAUGAGUGA